GGAAGCGUGCUGAGCUCUUAUCUGAGUUCUCUAUUUGGGAGUUGAGGAAUGGUGGCCUAAUGCCCUCUCCUCGCCUCUUAAGAGCAGUAGCUGCUGCCCUCUCAAGUUUCUGGAAGCAGCAGCCCAUCACCGCAGCUCAAGUUUGUUACCUUUUCAUCCAAGCUCCAAACCCCGGGCUGAUCACAUCUCUGCUGCGGGCUUAUUUAGAAUUCAGCUAUUUCGGUGCCCCACAGGGUAGUACACAUCGGCGCCCUGGAUCGCACGCUUCCCAGAAGCGUCGCUGAACCUGGCGACUGGACUUUGGCCGAGCAUCCUGCGGGACCGUCAGGGCAGGGUCACCCCUGGGCCGGUGGGUGGUAGCGGCCACGCGGCUGCGCAGCGGGUCUCGCGGGCUGCCGCCGCGCAUGCUCCGCUAAGAACCCGUGGGGGCGGGGCCGCGUCGGGGGCAGGAGCUCGGCGCCGCGCCACGUCGGGGGCGGGCCCGGCGCGCGCGGGAAGUCUCUGCGGGGCUGCCAGCCGUCCUCAGUCGCCGCUCGUCAUGGCCCUUUCCGUGCCCGGCUACUCACCGGGCUUCCAAAAGCCGCCCGAGGUAGUGCGGCUCCGACGGAAAAGGGCCCGGAGCCGUGGGACUGCUGCCUCCCCGCCGGGUGAGCUGCCGGAGCCGGCAGCCCGUCGAGCCGCCCUGGCAGCCGGGCUGCUCCUUCGCCCUUUCCCUGCCGCGGGGGGCAGAGGCGGCGGCGGCCGGGCAGUGGCCCGGAGGAACCCCUUCGCCCGCCUGGACAACCGACCGCAGGUCGCCGCGGAGCCUCCCGACGGCCCUGCCCGCGACCAGCCGGAGGCACCGGGCCGGCCUUUAGAGUCUAAUCAAGAAAAUGAUGUGCUACGGGAAGAGAAGGUUCCUGAAAGAACAGCUGUUACUGAAUUACCCGAGACUCCACAAGUAUCAUUCUCCGAGUCUGAUAUUUCAUCCUCAAAAAGUACUGAGUUACCUGUGGACUGGAGUAUUAAAACCCGACUCCUUUUCACCUCUUCUGAACCCUUUACCUGGGCAGAUCAUUUGAAAGCACAGGAAGAGGCUCAAGGUCUUGUCCAGCAUUGUAGGGCAAUAGAAGUUACAUUGCCUAAAAGUAUACAGGAUCCCAAACUCUCCACUGAGCUCCGUUGUACCUUCCAGCAGAGCCUUGUCUAUUGGCUCCACCCUGCUUUGUCUUGGCUACCACUGUUCCCUCGUAUUGGAGCUGAUAGAAAAAUGACUGGAAAGACAAGUCCUUGGUCAAAUGAUGCAACCCUGCAGCAUGUUUUGAUGAGUGACUGGUCUGUGAGCUUUACUUCUCUAUAUAAUCUUCUGAAGACAAAACUUUGCCCCUAUUUCUACGUUUGUACCUAUCAGUUUACUGUCCUGUUCCGAGCAGCAGGAUUAGCUGGAAAUGACUUAAUCACAGCUCUUGUAUCUCCUACAACUCGAGGUUUAAGAGAAGCUAUGAGAAAUGAAGGUAUUGAAUUUUCUCUGCCUUUAAUAAAAGAAAGUGGCCAUAAAAAGGAGACAGCAUCUGGAACAAGCCUGGGAUAUGGGGAGGAGCAAACCAUCAGUGAUGAGGACGAAGAGGAAAGUUUUUCCUGGCUGGAAGAGAUGGGAGUGCAAGAUGAAAUUAAAAAGCCAGACAUACUUUCUAUCAAGCUUCGUAAAGAGAAACAUGAAGUACAAAUGGAUCACAGACCUGAGUCUGUUGUGUUCAUGAAAGGAAUCAACACCUUUACAUUGCUCAAUUUUUUGAUCAACUCUAAGAGUUUAGUUGCUACCUCAGGUCCACAGGCAGGCCUUCCUCCAACCCUCUUAUCCCCUGUUGCUUUCCGAGGUGCCACAAUGCAAAUGCUUAAGGCACGAAGUGUAAAUGUGAAGACACAAGCUCUUUCUGGAUACAGAGACCAAUUUAGUUUGGAGAUUACAGGUCCUAUCAUGCCUCAUUGCCUGCACUCACUGACCAUGCUGCUCAAAUCUUCACAGAGCGGGUCUUUCUCUGCACUACUAUAUCCACAUGAACCAACUGCUGUAUUUAACAUCUGCCUGCCAGUGGACAAAGUACUUAAUACGGAGGUUGUUCAUAAGGAGCUUACUAACUGUGGUUUGCACCCUAAGACUCUGGAGCAACUUAGUGAAAUACCGUUACUUGGGAAAUCGUCUUUACGGAAUGUGGUGAUGAGAGACUACAUUUAUAACUGGAGAUCCUGAACACCAAAACAGAGUUUCACUCUUACUGCCCAAGCUGGAGUGCAAUGGCACGAUCUCAGCUCACUGCAACCUCCGCCUCCCACGUUCAAGCGAUUCUCCUGCCUCAGCCUCCUGAGUAGCUGGGAUUACAGGCACGCACCACCACGCCCAGCUAAUUUUGUACUUUCCGUAGAGACAGAAUUUCUCCAUGUUGGUCAGGCUGUUCUCGAACUCCCACCUCAGAUGAUCCACCCGCCUCGGCUUCCCAAAGUUCUGGGAUUAUAGGCAUGAGCCACCACACCCAGCCAUAUUUUUAUUUUUACAUGUGAAAACAUAUAUUCAAAGUAGAAUGUAUCAAGAUUAUCUUAACCUCUUAAGGAUCCUCAAAAGUUUACAUCAAAAAGCCUGUUUUCAGCCUUUCAAGGUAACUCAAGUUAUACAAAAAGUCAUGAAGAGCCAACUACAAUCCCCAAAGCAGCAAGUUAUACGGGUCAGACCCAAUGUUACUUAUCAGUAUUGAAACACUCAUAAUACCACAGCUACCCUUUAGAGCAGCACUGUCCAGUAAAACUUCCUGCAGUGAUCACUACUGAACACUUGAAAUGUAACCAGUGUUAUUAAAAACCUGAUUUUUCAGUGGCUGGUAACUGCUGGACAACAGAGCUUUAGAAGAAUCUUAACUAUGCUUUAAUAUUCAGAAACUGGAAAUGUAAGAAAGGCACCAAAAAUUAUGGGAAAAGGCUCUUCCAAAAACUGGGAAAAAGAGCUUAAAUCUGUAGAAUAUUAUUACCAAGUUGUCAUCGACAAGCCUUAGUUUCUACCAAUACACUAUAGAUUAGCAUGUUACCUAAUGUAUAAAAAUGAUUCUGUAGUAAUAUUCUAGGUAGGAUAAUGGGGGAACUAUUUACUGACUUUUCACCUUUGCUCUAAGGUGAAAUUUACAUAAAAAGUGUCCUGAAAUAUAGUUCUCAGGUUAAUAAAAACUGCCCAAAUUCUUUACUCUCUCCCCCUCGGCAACAAAGCAGACAACUACUAACUAUAAAACCUACAAGGGUGUCUGAGGCAUAAUGUAAUUACAUAAUGCAAUGGCACCAUGUAACAUGCAUUUCAUGACCUAUAUUAUACAUAUAAGUGGGCCUUUUACAUUUUUACUUCUCAUUUAGAAAAUUCUUCUAAAUCAACUUACUCCUUUUGUUAACGUAACUGUCGACAUAAAAAGAACAAGUAUCUUAAGAGACUUCUUAGAACUAAAGUAAAAGGAUAUAAAAGAGCUAAAGAUAAUUGUUAGGAUGGGGUGAGUCAGCUAAGGAAAUACCCUAUAACCAGAAAAUUAUUUUCUAUAUUGGUAAUUAUAGAUAUCUCAAAAAAAGACAUAAAAGGAAAACUUUAAGAAAAUAGACCUAAAGUAAAAACAUUUGGUCUGUAUAUAAAACAUGAUUUUAGACUAUUUAGCAAAUAUUAAAAUAUAAAGAGGCUAAUACAUAAAACAGCAAAAUGACAACUACAAAAAUAAAAGCCACAGAACAUCCCAGUUAUUAUGCGUUUGGUUGGUUUUAAAAAGUGAAUUACGAAUCGUUUUAUUGUAUCAUACAAAAUUCUCUAGUGUAUAACAGAGUAAAGGAAUUACAACGGGAAAACAAAUAGAUAACCUACUAAAUGGUUCAGAGAAAUUCAGCGUUAACCACACAGGAGAAUCUAGAAGAAUUAAUAACAAGGCUGUGUAUUACACAUUCUAGCAGUGCCAGGACCUAUAUGUGUUUAACUUCCAAAUAAAAUUUUCAUUUUACUCCAAGAAGUUUUCCAAUACAUUUAGAGCUUAUAAAUUAAAGAAUGUUUAAUUCCAUUGGGAUGUGGAAAUAUGAUUUGGUAAUAAAAACCAGCAAACUGCUUGAGAUAAAGAUGAUCUUAACAUCUAAGCAUUCGCUAGACCUUAAUAAUACUACCUCUGGACCCCUAAAACAUUUGAUUGAUACUACACCCAUGAAAACUCUACACUAAUGAGUGAGUUAUUACUCCACUUAUGUCAAAGAUUACAUUCUAAUCUUCUACCAAAUAAACCUUUGCUAACUUUAUUACCAAGAAUUAAUGCCCCUGAGGACUAUUUUUUAAAUAUUAGUUAUCCAACAUUUUUAUUUCACUGUUUAUAAAUCAAAUUCACACAAAUACGGUGAAAGUUCUGGAGUCACUCCUUACUGAGGAUGAUGCUGGCUGGUGUCUGAGUGUGAAGACGAUGCUAUGGCAGUACCGCACACAGUCUGAUGAGUUGUUUUUCCAUAAGAAAUGAAUUUAUGCUGCUCCAUCCACAAUGUCUAUCCAUUCAUACUCAUGUCAAAGAGCAUUCAUAUGCAAGACAAUUGGUGGGAUUAGGGAUUACAGCAAAGCUAAUUAUUCAGCCCUCUUAGGGAGAUAAAAUCUGUGAUCUUUGCCUAAAUGUUUUAUGCUCAAGAACAAAGAACCACAAACUCCAUUUAUAUUUAUUAAAAUGAAAAAGACUGGUAGAUAAAAAUAAAAGAUACUAUUCAGUUGAAAGGGUGACCAUUUAAAAGAGCUAUCUCCUUUUACUCUAGAAGCCUUCAUUUCAAACUCUAACAAGGAAUCAAAAGGGUCAAUGCUCCCAUAAAAUGUUACCAAAAGUAUUUCACAUUUUGUAUGUAUCUAAAUAAUAAACAUUGUAAUUGUAUAAAUAAUAAAUUCAUGACUUUUA
This is a messenger RNA of Callithrix jacchus (white-tufted-ear marmoset), 4913 nucleotides long. It is a transcript of the gene DONSON, whose product is annotated as DNA replication fork stabilization factor DONSON. Lineage: Eukaryota; Metazoa; Chordata; Mammalia; Primates; Cebidae. The record is from RefSeq and is a predicted model, not a curated record. Gene Ontology annotation, biological process: nuclear DNA replication. Gene Ontology annotation, cellular component: nucleus.